AUGGUUCGGAAUAUCGUCGUCUUGGGAGGGAAUUCCCAUCCCCGCCUCGUUGACACCGUCACCAACAUUCUCGGUGUUCCGCAGUGCAACCGGAUUCUCAAGAAAUUUUCUGUCGGGGAAAGCCGCUUAGAGAUCCAAGACUCGGUCCGAGGCAAAGAUGUCUACAUCAUCCAGUCUGGAGCCGGUAAGGUCAAUGAUAACUUCGUUGACCUCUGCAUCAUGAUCUCGGCCUGCAAAACCGGAUCUGCGAAGCGUGUCACCGCCGUCCUCCCAUUGUUUCCCUACUCCCGACAACCUGAUGUGCCAUACAACAAAAUUGGGGCUCCACUAUCGAAACCGCCAACGGAUGUCAAUAGAACCGAUUUUACUUUCGAAAGUCGGCCUACAACCCCUAGCCCAGCCCAACCGCAGAGCCAAGGGCUUACGAAUGGCAUCGACGGACUGCAGCGAAAACUAGGCAAGACUUCUCUCGAGCAGCAGAACGGGUCAAAUGGUAUUACUCCACCAAGACGCUCCGAUACAGCUGAUUCGCUUCAGUCUCUAAAUGGACGGGACCGCGGUUCCUCGCUGGGAUCCCCGGCAGCUCCCGCCUUCACCACCCACGAUUACGAUAACCAAGCUAUGGUCAACAAGAACUUCUUUCAGGCCAAGCCAGGAUACAAGCAAUGGGUAGCUCAAGCUGGAACGCUUGUUGCAGACCUCUUGACAUGUGCUGGAGCCGACCACAUAAUUACAAUGGAUCUGCAUGACCCUCAAUAUCAGGGAUUCUUCGACAUUCCCGUGGACAACUUGUAUGGCAAGAGUCUUCUGAAAAAGUAUAUUGAAACAAGGAUUCCGGAUUUCAAAAAUGCUGUCAUUGUCAGUCCGGAUGCUGGUGGUGCGAAGAGGGCCACCGCUAUUGCGGACGAUCUCAACUUGGAAUUCGCAUUGAUCCACAAGGAACGCCGCCCAACGCGUAUUACAGACCGUCAGAAUGCCACCAUGAUGCUCGUCGGAGAUGUUGCGAACAGGGUCACUAUCCUAGUUGAUGAUCUAGCCGACACUUCGAACACAAUCACUAGAGCAGCCAAGCUACUGAAGAAAGAGGGCGCUACUCGAGUCUACGCUUUGCUCACGCACGGCAUAUUCAGCGGGGAUGCCAUCGCUCGUAUCAAUGCUUCUGCUUUAGAUAAGGUCGUUGUGACGAAUAGCGUUCCUCAGGAGGAACACUGCCGACUGUGCCCUAAGCUGGAAGUUCUGGAGGUUGGCUAUGUGUUUGCUGAGGCUAUCCGUCGUGUCCACCAUGGAGAAUCUAUCAGUGCCCUUUUCUGGGACUAG
Messenger RNA from Venustampulla echinocandica, 1317 nucleotides. Its product is annotated as PRTase-like protein. Gene Ontology annotation, molecular function: ribose phosphate diphosphokinase activity; magnesium ion binding. Gene Ontology annotation, biological process: purine nucleotide biosynthetic process; 5-phosphoribose 1-diphosphate biosynthetic process. Gene Ontology annotation, cellular component: cytoplasm; ribose phosphate diphosphokinase complex. The transcript has 2 exons. The record is from RefSeq and is a predicted model, not a curated record. The coding region runs from base 1 to 1317 and encodes 438 amino acids. Lineage: Eukaryota; Fungi; Ascomycota; Leotiomycetes; Helotiales; Pleuroascaceae.